AGAUCCGGAGCGCAGCGGCCGACCUGCUCCGUAGCCUCGCGAGUCUCCAUUCCCUCGGUUUCCAGUCGCCACCCUCGAAACCGCGAGGCUCCAAGUCAACAGUCCCACACUCCCACACGCCACACGCCUCCGCGCUCCCCGACCACCGUCAUGCCACUCCCGUCCACCCCACUCCACCGCCGCCUCCUCCCGCUCCUCCUCGCCGCCGUCGCCUGCACGGGGCCGCCCGGCGCCGCGUCCAAGCCCGCGCUGCUCGAGCCCUGUGCCUCCGCCACGACCUGCCCCGCGCUGCUCUCCUACACCCUCCACGCCGACCUCAAGCUCGCCGACCUGGCCGCGCUGUUCGCGGCCGACCCGCUCGCCAUCCUGGCCGCCAACGCCAUCGACUUCGCCGUGCCGGGCCCGGCCGGCCGCAUCCUCCCGGCCGGCCUCGCGCUGCGCGUGCCGGUCCCCUGCGCCUGCUCCGGCGGCGUCAGCAGGGCCACCACCGCCCGCUACGUCUCCCGCCCGGGCGACACGCUCGGCUCCAUCGCCUCGCGCGUCUACGGCGGCCUCACCUCCCCGGACUGGAUCAGGGACUCCAACGGCGGCCUCACCGCCCCCGACGGCGCCGUCGACGCCGGGACCGUGCUGCUCGUGCCGCUGCACUGCGCGUGCUUCGGCGGGGCGGACAACGGGGUGCCCGCCGUGUACCUCACGUACGUGGUGGCCAGAGGGGACACCGUGCCCGCCAUCGCGAAGACGUACCACACCACGGCCACCGACGUGAUGAGCGUCAACGACUUGGCCACCGCCGACGUCGCCGCCGGGGACAUCCUCGUGCUCCCGCUGCCAGCGUGCACCUCGUCGUUCCCCACGUUCACGUCCGACUACGGGCUGGCCGUGGCGAACGGGACCUACGCAGUGACUGCCGACCGGUGCGUCCAGUGCAGCUGUGGUCCGGCCAACUUGGAGCUGUUCUGCGUGCCGGCGCCGCUGGCGGACGCGGCGUGCUCCAGCAUGCAGUGCGGCAACAGCAGCAUGAUGCUCGGCAACUUCACCCUCGUCAUGACCGGCGCCGGCUGCAGCGUCACCUCCUGCGGCUACGGCGGCUACGCCAACGGCACCAUCCUCACCACGUUAACAACGGCGCUCAAGCCCCUGUGCCCAGUCCCGCACCAGUUCCCGCCGCUGAUCCCGCCGCCGACGUCGUCCUUCUUCGAGACGUAUCUCGGCCCUUCACCGGCGCCGAUGCCGUCGGAGGGGGGGAUCAAGAGUCCGACGAUGGCUGGGACGGCACCAACGGCCAGCCCGGACGCCGUCGCCGGUGCUCCUCCCACGGGCCGGCACUUCAGCGGCGUCUUCAGAGUGCUCGCGCUCUGCCUUGUCACCAACGUGCUGUGGUAACCGAGCAUCCACGAGGGAUGAUCGAGCAGCCGAACGUAAAUCGACGGCUAGCUUCCAUUCGAGUUAUUCUUUUUGUACAGGAGCAGCCGGCUGCUGUGCUGGGGCUGCGUUGUGCCAAAAUAUUGUUGCUGCUCAUCUCAUUUGUGGUUCCCCUGUAAAAUUGAAAGCAAUCUAGAUGAAUUCUCUGCAGCACAAAGCAAGAAUGCAUCCACGCGAGUGUGCGCCCAGUUGGUCUGAUUCUACCAAGAAAAUGGCUCUCAAA
Messenger RNA from Triticum urartu, 1648 nucleotides. RefSeq names its product lysM domain-containing GPI-anchored protein LYP4. NCBI's taxonomy places the organism in Eukaryota, Viridiplantae, Streptophyta, Magnoliopsida, Poales, Poaceae. The record is from RefSeq and is a predicted model, not a curated record.